This is a messenger RNA of Ixodes scapularis (black-legged tick), 2533 nucleotides long. Its product is annotated as acetylcholinesterase-1-like. Gene Ontology annotation, cellular component: plasma membrane. Gene Ontology annotation, biological process: choline metabolic process; acetylcholine catabolic process. Bases 45 to 2006 code for a protein of 653 amino acids. The transcript is spliced from 3 exons. Lineage: Eukaryota; Metazoa; Arthropoda; Arachnida; Ixodida; Ixodidae. Gene Ontology annotation, molecular function: acetylcholinesterase activity. The record is from RefSeq and is a predicted model, not a curated record.
CGAGUACCGCCAAGCUCGAAAGAGAAAUUUCGCAUGUUUUACCAAUGGGUGAACUGAUGGGGAAAGUUUGUCGAACCGUACUGCUUAGAGCAGGCAUUCAUCUGUUCAUCUUGUGCGUGACAGUGUGCUCCGUGGGCUCUUUAAAACCAGUGGCAGGUGAAGAUCCCAUCGUUCGCACGGAUUCUGGGCUCGUCGCUGGUGUACGUAUCACAGUCGGCAACCGACUGGUGGACGCUUUCUUGGGAAUCCCGUACGCGGAACCACCCGUUGGAGAUCUUCGCUUCAGAAAGCCUCAUGCAGUCAAACCUUGGAUCGGAACGUACAAAGCUACAAGAAAGCCAACGCCGUGUUGGCAGCAGAACGUCCAAUUUAUGGGGGACGCAGAAUCGGACUACUCCGAUUCCUCAGAGGACUGCCUCUACCUCAACGUCUGGCGAAAGACUUCCAACUGUUCAAACUUUGAAUCGUGUGACAAGAAACGACCAGUCGUUGUUUUUAUUCAAGGAGGGGCCUUCCAGUGGGGCGACUCAGCUUUGUUUUUUUACGAUGCGGCAAACUUCGUGUCUCUGACAGAUGUUGUCUACGUAAGUUUCAACUAUCGCCUAGGAUUUUUCGGCUUUUUGUCCUUGGAGACUCCAGAACUGCCUGGUAACAUGGGACUUUGGGACCAGAAUUUGGUGCUUAAAUGGGUUCAAAGAGAUAUUGAAUACUUUGGGGGUGAUCGAGAUGACGUCACGAUUAAGGGUCACAGUGCGGGGGGAAUAUCUGCAGGAAUGCACGCUGUUUCGCCUCACAGUAAGGGCCUUUUCAAACGGAUCAUCAUGGAAAGUGGCACGCCACUCUCCAUAAUCUUCGGAAUAACUUACAAAGGUACUGGAAAAUUUUCUGCAGUGGCAAGCGCUCUUGGAUGUUACAACUUAAAAAAAUCCCUGGAAGACCAACGUAGAGAUGUGAUUGAGUGCUUAAGAAAACUGGACGCAGCGUUCAUCUACAAAACCUUGAAGUCACUGGACCUUGUUCAACAAAUCUUUGCUCCAGUACAUGGAGGUGACUUCCUACCUUACCAUCCACUUAUGGAAGAAACCUGGAAACACCUUGAUUUCAAAGAGCUUUUUAUUGGAACCACUCUAAACGAAGGGACAUUGUUUUUCGAUAACCUACAAUACACGUUCCCUGCACUUAAACCCCUGUUGGAAGGAGACUAUCGUCUUGCGGUCACAGUUGCCCUGGCACCUGCCUUUGACAUCCCGGUUUCUCGUGCACGAGAGAUUGUUCGUUCUUACUUCGGUGAUUACGAUGUCGAGCAUGACAGCCGAAGCGUCGGAGAUAUAAUUAGCAGAAUUUUCGGUGAUGUUGUUUUUAACUGUCCGACCAAGCUGUUCGCAGACGUCGCUUCGCAGCAAGGAAUAAGCACCUACAGAUAUAUGUUUGCGCAUCGGCCGAGUUUUACUGUGUGGCCAGAAUGGAUGGGCGUUGUGCACGGAGACGAUCUGCUGUUCACAUCUGGAUCCUUGCCGUUUUUGAAAGACAAAACUUAUCACACGAAAGAACUAGGAGAGUACUUAAGGAAAAAAUUCUCAAAUGCAACGUACACGGCAGAAGAAGAGACCUUCAUGACGCAGCUCGUCAGUGCCUGGAACUCUUUCAUUAGGAACGGAAAGCCAGUAAUCCCAGGUUCUGGCAUUGACUGGCCGUUGUACAAGGCGGAAAGUUCUGAGCUGACGUACCUCCGCCCCGGCAACUAUACAAUUGCACGGGACCCAUCGAGGAAUAUUUGCGAGCUGUGGAGGCCAUUCCUACUGAAGAAGGGAAAUUCCAUGACUCCGCCUCCGCAGACUUCUUCAUUCUCCAAGACGGGGCAAACAAAAACUUCACAAAAUCCUCAAAUAAGUAAUUCGCUGGAGUCCCAGGAAAAGGUUUUGAAUUCUUCAUCAUCGAGAAAGCUUCACAUCUUUCCACUUGUUUUUUCGGCAAUAUACUCUUUCGCAUCGAAUUUUAGAUGCUAAACUACAAACGUCUUAUUGACGACUUUUUUAAAAGAGAUCGACUCUCCUGUUAUAUCUUAAAAGUUCACUCAGAUGUUGACGGUUCGAAUACAAUAACUGAUGUCGAAGAAAAAUGCUUCGUAUUCUACAGUUAUUUGUGUUUUGCUUUAAUAUCAACAAAAAUAUUUAUUCAACACAAGCUAUACGGCCGAAGUUCAGGGCAUGAUGUCAAAACACUCUGUUAAAAUGUGUAACUCCUCCUUCAGCGACAAACUAAAAGUUUUGACAUCCCAUGUGGAUAAUACUGAAGAGAGGUCUCCUUUCUAACAGAGAAUUUAAGAAAUGUUGGUUCAAAAUUAGUUUUUAUACUCAUACCACGAGCUGACGUCAGCAACCAUCAAAUCCCAGCUAUUCGAUUACUAAUAUGAACGGGUUAUUUUUUUAGUAUUUUUGUUAUUUCAUUCGUACGGAUUAUCCGGUGGAUUUAAAAUUGAAUCCGUCAAACUUUUUUAUAUAUGUAUAUAAAGCACGUACACGCUGCCACAAAA